Messenger RNA from Rosa chinensis, 1371 nucleotides. RefSeq names its product mitotic spindle assembly checkpoint protein MAD1. The transcript has 4 exons. The record is from RefSeq and is a predicted model, not a curated record. Bases 130 to 1176 code for a protein of 348 amino acids. NCBI's taxonomy places the organism in Eukaryota, Viridiplantae, Streptophyta, Magnoliopsida, Rosales, Rosaceae.
GUCUACCAUGGACCCACAAUAUCAGUGGAAAAGACCACUCCUUGAAUCCUUAUUGAUCAUUCUAACAUCAACCAAGACAUACAUCAGACCUUGAAACCUCAGAUUUUGCAACAACCGCUCAAGUUUGCAAUGGUUCCAGGAGAACUUCAUCUUGGGAAAUUGCAUCAAGAUUUACUGGACCUGCGCGGUCAUUUUGAGAAGUUAGUCCUUGAGCUUCAAAAAGCUCUGUUAAAAUCUCAAGAGCAAAAGAAAGAUCUUGAGAAACAACUUGAGGAGAGCGAAAACAAAAGGGAAGAGCUUAACAAGCUAGUCCUGGACUAUGAAGGUAAUAUCAAGGAUCUUAAGGAUGAUCUUGAGCAACGUGAAGCUCGAACAAAGGAUCCUAAGAAUAGUGUUGAUCAGAGUGAAGAUGGCAUUAAGAAAGAACUUUAUCAGGUUGGCUUUUAUGAGUCGAGGAUUGAAAAUAUGACCAAAGAGCGUGAUGGCUUAAUUAACAAGUUGAAAAGCGUUGGAGCAGAGCUAAAGGAAGCCCAAGAGGACUUGGAAUUAGGCAAGAAGGUUUGGGAGGUUGAGAGGAUAGCACUGGCUGAGAGGCUUACUAAUGCAAAGCAGGUGUGGGAGGCUGAGAAGAUAGCACUGACGAAUGAAAUUCUCGCAAAAGAAUGCCAGGACUCCACUUGCAAAUACAACCAAGCUUUGAAGGAGCGAGACGCAGCCUUGAGUGAUCUGAAUAACCUGGGAGUAGAGCUAGAGGAGGUUCGAAAGGACUUGUCCGAGUCCCAGGCUAACUUGGAAUUAGGCAAGAAGGUUUGGGAGGCUGAGAGCAUAGCACUGGCUGAGAGGCUUACUAAUGCAAAGGAGGUGUGGGAGGCUGAGAGGAUGGAACUGACUAAAAAGCUUAACCAUGAGUUAAACAAGUUUGGAAUAGAGAUAAAGGAGCUCAGAGAGGAGUUGUCUGACUUGGAGAAGAUCCACAAGCAGUACAUUCAAGAAAAUGAGAACGCAUAUUGCUCAGGGUACCUGACUGGUUGGUUCAAGGAGCCUCAUGCCUACAUUUCCCUGCCAAGCCAUGAGGCCAAGGAAGUUACUCUUCUAGAUCAUGAACAUCUGGAGGCCACGUCUCCACUCUCUCACACUAGUGCCUUAAUUAAACUUUUCGGAAGUGCUGAUCCAUAGGUGCUGAUAUGCUGCCUUUGGGAUGCGUCCAGUUUAUACCAGUGGGGAUUUAGAAUUGUAAUUCUGUUAGUUCAAUAGAGCACUACUAGUUGGGUCUGUGAACAAGCACCCAGUUCCACGUCUGCAGGCUAUCAUCUUCUGUGUGUUUGUUUGCUCCCAAACAUUUUGGAGUUAUAGAAUAUUUGCAUCAUCUUA